Molecule: messenger RNA, 954 nt
Organism: Ipomoea nil (Japanese morning glory)
Lineage: Eukaryota; Viridiplantae; Streptophyta; Magnoliopsida; Solanales; Convolvulaceae
Product: 2-hydroxyisoflavanone dehydratase-like
Exons: 1
Coding region: 1-939 (312 amino acids)
Molecular function (GO): hydrolase activity
Source: RefSeq, a predicted model, not a curated record
AUGGAUAGCGUGCUAUUUGAUUUCUCUCCCUUGUUUGUAGUCUACACAGACGGCCGCGUCAACCGGAUCGCUGACUUUCCGUAUGUUCCUCCCUCGCCGGAAGAUUCAUCCGCCGCUGUCUCCUCCAAAGACGUCGCCAUCUCUCCUCAUAUCUCCGCCAGAAUCUACCUCCCAAAUCUUAAGCUCACCGCCGCAGACCAAAAACUCCCCGUCUUAGUCUGGUUCCACGGCGGUGCCUUUUGCAUCGAUUCCGCCUUCUCCUCCAUCUACCACCGCUACCUCAACAUUCUAGCCUCGGAGGCCCAAGCCGUCGCCGUCUCCGUCGAGUACCGGCUCGCGCCGGAGAACCCCAUGCCGGCCGCGUAUGAGGAUUGUUGGGAGGCUCUACAGUGGGUCGCUUCUCACGCGCACCCGGAGAAAAUCAUCCCCGGCGUAAAAUUAGAACCAUGGUUAGUUAAGCAUGGUAACUUGGAUAAGAUUGUCAUCGGCGGCGAUAGCGCCGGCGGUAAUAUAGCCCACAACACCCUGAUUAGAGCUGGGAAAAUCGGAGAAGUGAAUAUCUCGGGUGCGAUUCUAUCUUGCCCAUACUUCUGGGGCUCAUUCGAAGCUAACACUGAAUGCUUAGAAGCAAGGCUGUGGGGUUUCGUUUACCCGACAGCUCCAGAUGGAAUCGACAAUCCUCUGAUUAAUCCAUUUGUGGAAAAUGGUCCGAAGCUGUCUGGGUUGGGUUGCUCCAGGAUGUUUGUGUGUGUGGGAGAGAAAGAUGCGCUGCAUGGAGUGGGAAUUCGAUAUGUUGAGGCAGUGAAGAAAAGUGGGUGGGAAGGAGAAAUUGAGGUGAUUGAUGUUGAAGGAGAGGAUCAUGUGUUUGACAUCUUCGAUCCUUAUUCAGAGAAAGCCAAACAUCUCAUUGCCCGCAUUGCUUCUUUCAUCCAGCGUUAACGACCACUUUCCGAC